This is a messenger RNA of Dovyalis caffra, 1494 nucleotides long. The record is from the annotation of a GenBank genome assembly. Lineage: Eukaryota; Viridiplantae; Streptophyta; Magnoliopsida; Malpighiales; Salicaceae.
AUGUACAACCAUUCUCUUCUAAAGCAACCUAUACGAAAGAUGGAGAUUCCACAUAUAUUUCAUGGUUGUGGGUUUGCCCUAGUUUUUCUUGUUUUACUUGCUAACUUGUCAACAUCUUCUUCGCUGUCUCAAGGAAAAAGCCUCCCAUACAUGACUUCAAACGUCGAAGAGAUAUCAGGCAAGUCUUUUGAUUACAUUAUUCUAGGAGGAGGUACAGCCGGUUGCGCCCUAGCUGCAACUCUUUCUGAGAAAUUUUCGGUGCUAGUGUUGGAAAGAGGAGGCUCACCUUAUGGAAAUAUCUUCAUAAAAGAGAGGAAAUUCAUGGGUUUCUCACUGUUGCAAACAGAUGAAUUUUCUUCAGUUGCUCAAAGCUUCACACCUAAAGAAGGAGUUCUCAACCAUAGAGGACGAGUUCUUGGAGGAUCAUCAGCAAUAAAUUUCGGGUUUUAUAGCAGAGCUAGUAGUAGUUUUGUUUCAAGAGUGGGUUGGGAUAAAAAGUUGGUGAAGGAGGCUUUUGAAUGGGUAGAGUCGAGAAUUGUUUUUAAACCCAAUAAACUGACCAGAUAUCAAACUGCUGUCAAAUAUGGCUUUCUUGACGCAGGAAUUCGACCUUAUAAUGGGUUUACUUGGGAACAUUUAACGGGAACAAAGAUUGGGGGAUCGUUGUUUGAUAACCAUGGAACAAGGCAUUCAUCAGCUGAUCUUUUACAGGAAGGAAACCCAAACAACGUGGUUGUUCUCCUGAAUGCAACUGCGAAGAGUAUCAUCUUCCGUGGUCAAGGAAAAGGGAGCAUAGUUCAUGGUAUUAGGUUCAUCAAGAGCCAUGGCAGCACAAAACAAACUUAUGAAGCUUACCUCAACCAGACGGCGGCGAAUUCGAGUCCACGAGGUGAUGUUAUUCUAUCAGCAGGAGCAAUAGACUUGGAAGGGGUUGGACAGGAGAUGACGGAUAAUCCCCGCAUAGACGAUACGGUCAACGUAAAGCUUCAAGCUUCAGAACCUGCACAAGUUGCAGGCAUAGUCAAUAAAGAGUUCAGAUUCUUAGUAGAGGGAAUAAUCGCACCAAGUAGCUUCAAUGCAUCGGUGAUGACACUUGCAAUCAAGAUUGCAUUCCCGGAAUCAAGAGGAAAGCUAGAAUUGAACAAUACAGAUCCUAGGCAAAACCCUUUAGUGGAAUUCAAUUAUCUAGCAACGAAAAAUGAUAUGGAGAAAUGUGUCGAGAUGGUUCGAUUGCUUGAGAGAAUAGCGAAUACGAAGUCCCUUACUCGAUUCAGGGGGGCUGGAGCUCAAAAUAAUGUUACAACUUCUAAUGAGCUGAGGAGGUUUUGCGAGGACAGGAAGAAUUUACGUACAUUUUUCCACUAUCAUGGCGGUUGCAAAGUUGGAUCAGUUGUUGACAAAGAUUACAAAGUAUACGGGAUAAAAGGAUUGAGAGUCGUAGAUGGCUCAACUUUUUUGAAUCACCAGGUACAAACCCAGUUGCUACUGUCUUAA